Messenger RNA from Anopheles bellator, 329 nucleotides. It is a transcript of the gene BORCS7, whose product is annotated as BLOC-1-related complex subunit 7. Gene Ontology annotation, cellular component: BORC complex. The transcript has a single exon. The record is from RefSeq and is a predicted model, not a curated record. The coding region runs from base 4 to 321 and encodes 105 amino acids. Lineage: Eukaryota; Metazoa; Arthropoda; Insecta; Diptera; Culicidae.
GCUAUGGCAUCAGCUUCCAGCAGUAGUGCGAAAAAUCUGUUUAGCGAUUCAAAACGGCGGCUUGCCGAGCGGGUUGUGGUCAACGUAAACAACGCUUCAUCCGUGGCUCGCCAGAUUGUGCGUGGUUCAAAAUCGAAUGAGAUUCUCAUGCAAGCGGCCAAAAACUUUGCCUACCACGAGAGCACCGUGGACAAUAGCAUCCAAAACCUAAAGAAGAUGGAAAUCAUUUUCCAACACCUAAACUAUCAACACGAAGCCAUUUCGCAAGCAGCUGAUAAGCUGGAGUACGUCGAGGAACAAGUGAAAGCAAUGGAAAGGUGAUAAAACUC